UUUCCUGCCUCUCUUCCACAGGGCGCGUGGGCUAUUGAGGAAGGAGGAAACAAGGGACUAUGGUUGUAAGGGAGUUUCCUGCAAGACCUUAUAAAUUGCUCUCCCCGCAGUUGAGCCGGUGUCACAGUGCUGGUCUGAAGGUGAACGCCUGCUCCCCGUCCCGCUGACUGCUGACUGAACACAGACUCGGGGGGCUUCUGAAGGCUCAGAGGCGCACGGCGUUUCUCGUCCCUGCUGGUCGGGGUACGAGUAGGGAGCUGGUCUCACCUAACAGAUGUGUCUGGGACACUCCAGUUUAUUUAUUCUAUCAGACACAUCCAGGUCCAGGCGAGCCCGAUGGAAGUGUCGGGCGUUUGCAGGGCGGACAGAGGGCAGACCAUGCGGGCCGAGGGAUACGUCAAAGAGUUCACGCGCCACUCCAACGACGUGCUGCUGAACCUGAACGAGCUCCGGCACAGAGGCAUCCUGACCGACACCACCCUGGUGGUCGGCAGCGUCCAGCUGCAGGCGCACUGCGCAGUGCUCGUGGCCUGCAGUGGGUUCUUCUACUCCCUGUACUCCCGCCGGGGGCUGCUUCAGGGGCGUGGCGGCGGCAGCAGGGAGCAGCUCAUGACCGUGUCGCUCCCCAGCACCCUGGACCCGUCCUGUGUCUCCCUGCUGCUGGACUUCAUGUACACCUCCCGCCUCCCUCUGACCCCGAGCAUCGUCUCUGGAGUGCUGGCGGCGGCGGCCUAUCUGCAGAUGGACCAUGUGGCCGACACGUGCAGGGACUUCAUGCAGCUGCACUGCACAGAGAACGUGAGCGCCAGACGCCCCCAGACGGAGCCGGACUCCGGCGUCUCUGUUUCCCCUAAAGGAGCGGGACUGCCCCAUCCAGGACCCAAGCUGUCCCUCCCGGCAGCAGCAGAAACAAGGUUCCCCGUCAUCGCAGAACGCUUUCUCAAGCCAGGGGCUUUCCCGCUCUGCCAGCUCGGGUCAGACGAGGUGAAAGAACAUCCUGACUCGCCCCUCCUGAACGCCCGGACCUUAUCUCCAAACAGCCCAGACCGCUCCAGCUGCCAUCCGAACUCCCCUGCCGAGUCCAGCACAUGCAGCAAAAACCCUGAGAUUGAAACCAAAGCCACACCAGACCCUAAGGCCUGCAACUGGAAAAAGUACAAGUACAUUGUCCUGAACCCUCUCUGUUCUGCUGCUGCUGCGGUGAAGGUGGAGGAGCCAGAGGAGGUUCGGUGUCAAGAUUUGGUUCUCAAAGCUCCAAUAGAGGCGUGGUCUGGAGAAGUGCCUGGUCAGAUUGAUAGACAGGGGCAGGUCUCCUGCUACGAGGGUUCUGGCCGAGCCCCUCCCCUCGGGCCACCUCCCUCUCUGGAUCUUCCCAAAGUGUCUGCUUCUCACAAGAAGGAACCAGUCUCACCUGGCUCCGUUUUUCCUAAACUUCUUCCAUCUAAUCCAGAAGCUGCCCGACUCAGCCAACCUCCAAUCAAACGCGAGAACCGCUACCCGCCCUUUGCUUACUCUGGCUCUCUUCAGGGAACCAAAUCUGUGUGCUCAGGAGACAAGCCGUACCGCUGUAACGUGUGCGGAGCUCAGUUUAACCGCCCAGCCAACUUAAAGACUCACACCCGCAUCCAUUCAGGAGAGAAGCCUUACCGCUGUGACACCUGUGGUGCUCGAUUUGUGCAGGUUGCCCACCUCAGGGCCCACGUCUUGAUCCACACAGGUGAGAAGCCCUACCCCUGCCACACCUGCGGCACCCGCUUCCGCCACCUGCAGACGCUGAAGAGCCACCUGCGCAUCCACACUGGAGAGAAACCCUACUCGUGUGAGAAGUGUGACCUUCACUUCCGGCACAAGAGCCAGCUGCGUCUGCACCUACGACAGAAACACGGAGCCAUUACCAACACCAAGAUCCGCUACAAGGUGCUGACAGAGCCCUUCCAGCCUCUUCUGCAGGCCUGCUAAAGGAGCUCUAACCUGCUGAAUCGCAUCAGUUAUACCUAAAACAGAAAAAAAAAUAAAAAUAAAUCACUUGAUUUUUAAUUGACAAGUUGCACAGCACUGAAUGUUAGAGUUGGGCGUUGAAAUGACGUCAGUAAUUUCCCAACAUUUUAGGCAUCUGUGUUGGACGAGGUCUGGACCGUAUAUGACACCAAUAUUUGAUCAUAAAUGUUGGGUGAAUGUUAAUAAAUGGAGAUGUAAUGAAACGUGUUGAUGAAGGUUUGUGAAGAGAUGUAAAGAGAGGAAGAGCGCAGGGAAAAAAGAGGAUGUUGACCAUAAUUUGUAGAAAGAUAUAGGAUGUGAAGAGAAGAAAGAAAGGAAGCGAAUGGUUUUUAGAGAGGUGGUGAGUGAAGGUUUUAAAAGUGGUGAAGCACUUCAGGAUGUUUUUUUUUUUCGUAAAUGCGUAUUUAACCUGACGGCCUGGGGCCUCCUAUAUUGUUUUUAAGUAUCUAUAAGAAGUAAUUUAUGCUCUUGGAGUUCAAACGGACAAAAGGGACUAGUUCUCCUGUGCUGAAUAGAGAUUGUAGAAUGAAAUUAAAUGACAUAUUAUUAAUGACGGCAUUUGACAAAAUGUUUUUCAAGCAACUUGAAAUUGUAUUUGUAUGAAUUCAUUUGCAGGACAAAUUUAAAUUAAAACAUUUUUUAUGUCACUUUGAA
This is a messenger RNA of Fundulus heteroclitus (mummichog), 2652 nucleotides long. It is a transcript of the gene bcl6b, whose product is annotated as BCL6B transcription repressor. NCBI's taxonomy places the organism in Eukaryota, Metazoa, Chordata, Actinopteri, Cyprinodontiformes, Fundulidae. The record is from RefSeq and is a predicted model, not a curated record. Bases 337 to 1959 code for a protein of 540 amino acids. Gene Ontology annotation, cellular component: nucleus. Gene Ontology annotation, biological process: regulation of transcription by RNA polymerase II. The transcript is spliced from 12 exons. Gene Ontology annotation, molecular function: protein binding; RNA polymerase II cis-regulatory region sequence-specific DNA binding; DNA-binding transcription factor activity, RNA polymerase II-specific.